AUGAUAAAAGUGUCGACACAUCGUAUGGAUAAUACCCACAUGCAACGCUCUAAUCCACGUAACCUUAAUCGUUCCAACUCUUCGUCCACGAAUCAACGAUCUUCCAACGCGACCUCGAACAACUCUUGCUUAAGCGACCAGACGCUGUCUACACAUACGCUUUCAGCACCGAAAUAUGAUUUUCAUAUUUUAAAAAUCGGCUUUCUGAAAGAAGUUACUCAACUACCAUACCGGAAGAAUUCUAUUAGUGACAGCGUGCCCACAACGCCUGUUACGACUACACCCAACACCAUUCCUCCAACUUCAGACGCCACAUCAAACAACGCUAAUACGGCAAACGGCCAGAAUGCGAUUAGUCAAUUCUUCGCUAAAGCCUUCCCGAAAAUUAGUUAUGUCCAAAUGGAUAAACUUCAACAAAGAGGUAUACAAGCAUACAAAGACACACAGUGUCAGCUAGCGAGGAUUGGUGAUGGGGUUACGCAAGAGGCACAAGAAAUCUUCGAUGCAUUAAGUAAAACACUACCGUGCCGAUGGGCUAAGGAUACCAUCGUGGUUCUCGAUGAAGUGGUUAUUACUCCUCCAUACAAUGUUGAGAAUUGUAGGGCUAAUUCAAAUGCUGCUGGGUCAUUAGAACGUGUUAAGAAAGUGUUGGAAGGUGAAAAGCGACGAUUGGCGAGUGUUCGUCGGCAGGGAUCGGCGGCGUCUGUAUGA
This is a messenger RNA of Paraglomus brasilianum, 711 nucleotides long. NCBI's taxonomy places the organism in Eukaryota, Fungi, Glomeromycota, Glomeromycetes, Paraglomerales, Paraglomeraceae. The record is from the annotation of a GenBank genome assembly.